AUGGAUGACGAAAAAUUAAUUGAAUUCAUCCGUAAAUAUGAGUUUUUAUAUAAUCUACAACACCCGAAAUAUAUGGAUACUGCGAAAAAGGAAAUGGCUUGGAAGGAAAUUUCGGAAGAACUGAAACAAUCAGCUGCAGCUUGUAAACAAAGAUGGCAAGGGCUAAGAGAUGCAUAUAAAAGAGCAAUAAAUAAGAAAAAAGGCAAAAGUGAACAGGCAGCCAAGAAAAUUAAGAAAUGGAAAUAUGAGGAUGAGAUGUCUUUUGUGGGUUCAUUUUUGGUCGCAAAAAAAACUUUAGAUAGCGUUGACUUUUCGAGUGACGAUGAAGAGUCUCAAGAAGAGGUUACUGAAGUCCAGAACUUUAACUCCGGCAAUAAGAUCAACAGUACCGACGCUGUGGAUGUGGCUGCUCCUCACGAUACUGAAAUUCGGAGUGAAAACGACAGUAUUGUUCAUAAUAUAUCGUCACAACCACAACCAGAGUGA
Messenger RNA from Diorhabda sublineata, 486 nucleotides. Its product is annotated as transcription factor Adf-1-like. The transcript has 2 exons. Gene Ontology annotation, biological process: regulation of transcription by RNA polymerase II. NCBI's taxonomy places the organism in Eukaryota, Metazoa, Arthropoda, Insecta, Coleoptera, Chrysomelidae. Gene Ontology annotation, cellular component: nucleus; transcription regulator complex. The record is from RefSeq and is a predicted model, not a curated record. The coding region runs from base 1 to 486 and encodes 161 amino acids.